AUGGGAGAAGUAGACGCAGCUUUCAUCCAAGCCACCGAGUACCGCCCAAAACUCGCAGUUGUCGAAGCAGACGACAUUCCACUGAUUGAUCUCUCCGUUCUAAACUCCCCCGACUCACCUGAGCCCGACGCCACAGCCAUAAGACCUCUUAUAGCCGAGAUAGGUGAGGCCUGCAAGAACUGGGGUUUCUUUCAGGUGAUCAACCAUGGGGUGCCAUUAAAACCCCGGCAAUACCUUGAGAUCGGGGCAAGAAAGUUCUUCGCUCUGUCCAAGGAGGAGAAGAAGAAGGUGAGUAGAAAUGAAGUGAAUCCAUUGGGAUAUUAUGAUAAUGAGCAUACAAAGAAUGUUAGAGACUGGAAAGAAGUGUUUGAUUUUACCGUACAUAAUCAAACACUUAUUACUGCUUCUCAUGAGCCUGAUGAUAACGAGUUGAAAGAGUAUAUUAAUCAGUGGCCCGAUAAUUCACUAGAAUUGAGAGAAGAAUGCGAACACUAUGCUGAAGAAGUGCAAAAACUAGCUUACAAAUUCUUCAUCCGACUCAACCACUAUCCAGCUUGUCCCGUUCCUCACCUUGCUCUUGGGGUUGGCCAGCACAAGGAUGGCGUUGCCCUAGCCAUCCUCGCUCAAGACGAUGUUGGAGGACUCGAAGUGAAGCGAAAAACAGAUGGAGAGUGGAUUCGGGUCAAACCUACUCAUGAUGCUUAUGUUAUCAAUGUUGGUGACAUUAUUCAGGUUUGGAGCAAUGAUAGGUAUGAAAGUGUGGAGCACAGGGCAGUAGUGAAUUCUGAGAAAGACAGAAUCUCCAUCCCAUUCUUCUUCAGCCCCGCUCACUACACCAUUGUGGAACCCUUGGAAGAGCUAAUAAAUGAUCAAAACCCUGCCAAGUAUAAGCCAUAUAACUGGGGGGAGUAUUUCACAAACCGAAUACGCAGCAAUUUCCAGAAGCUUGAUGUUGAAAAUAUUCAAAUCUAUCAUUUCAAGCUCCCAGAUAAAUUUGGUUAAAGGGAAGAAUCGCCUUUGUGCAAGCAUCAUCAAUACAAGUGUCUUAGCUUUGCCUUCCUAUGAAAUAUUAUCCUCCGUAUAAUUAUAAAUAAUGGAUACUCCUAUAUAUAAAGAUGGAUAUUGAAAUAAAAGUUACUUGUUGAUUUUCCUUCUUUUCUC
Molecule: messenger RNA, 1161 nt
Organism: Ilex paraguariensis (yerba mate)
Lineage: Eukaryota; Viridiplantae; Streptophyta; Magnoliopsida; Aquifoliales; Aquifoliaceae
Source: the annotation of a GenBank genome assembly